This is a messenger RNA of Seminavis robusta, 747 nucleotides long. Lineage: Eukaryota; Bacillariophyta; Bacillariophyceae; Naviculales; Naviculaceae. The record is from the annotation of a GenBank genome assembly.
AUGAGUGGUAGUCACAAGCAAGCUUCGCGCCGCAGUGCUGUUGAUGAAGACUGGGAGCGCCCAACAACCUUUGAGCUAGCCAAGAAGCGCACCUUGAAUUGUUCUCUGCAAGAGAAAAAGGAUCGGCUUGUGACUCCGAUUGUGGAUCAGCGAGAUGAUAUUUUGAAGACGGUCAAGAAGAAAUUGCCAGGUCCGAAUCCAACCACAAAUUCACCCAUUUAUGAUGCAUUGGAUCGAGCCAUCCCCAAGAGCUUUGCCAAAACAGCGAACGGUGAGAAGAUGGCCAAAGCUGUACUUGGGAUGUACAGUGCGCUGAAUGCCUGUAUUGAAGUGUUGGAAGAAGAUGGUGCUCGUGUACCUCGACUUUUGUCUCGUCACUUUGAGGAAUUGAAAUUAGCCAUUGACUCUGCUACAGCUAAUUUCCAAGCCAAUGCUCUCUCCAAAUGCAGCAGUGUCUUUGUUGCACUGACGACACAGCAGAAAGAACGGUGCUACAAACAAAAUGGAUUCCUUCCGACUGAUGAAGCCCAUCGCAUUUGUGUCGGCUGCAAGCACCAAUUUGUGGAUGAACCUGACACCAACAAAACUGUGGCAGAAAAGAACAAGGUCAACCGGAGAGCCUUUGAAGAGAAGAAGAAGCAGGCAGAGGAAGAGGCCAAACAAAACAAGACUAAGCCGAAACGUAUGCUCGCCCAAAAGCAGAGCAGCAAUACCGACAAUGCCAUUGCUCACAAAUGCGCUGCUUGA